AUGGCAGAGCGACCAGUUUCGAUAGUGUCGGACGGCGCAUUGGCGAAUGCAGCAUCGGUCCCUCUCCCUCAAGGAGAUGGGAACUCGCUCAACGACCCUCAAGCAGCGCUCGACUCGCGGACGCCCUCCUCUGCUGCCUUGCGCGACUCCGCUGCACUAGCGGAUUCAACUACAGCGCUCGGCCCCGGCAAUAAUGCAGUGGAUUCAUCGAAAGAAGCGGCGGAUUCAGCAGCGGAAGGUGGCCAGGCUGGUGAGCCUGCCUCCACCUCGAGGAAACGACGACCCCUUCUCAUUGCCCUCCUGGCCCUGCUCGCGCUCGCAAUUGUGGUGCUGGCCGUUGUCCUCCCGGUCUAUUUCAAGGUCAUCAAACCCCGACAAAAUCGAGAUGGCUCGACCGAUGGGUCCAGCGGCAGCGGCACCGACGGUAACGAAUCGACAUCAGCCCCUUCGCCUACCGGGUCUGCUACUCCCACCAACCCUACGUCUGGUGGUGACGGAUCGACAGUCACGACCGAAGAUGGAACUACGUUUACCUAUUCCAACCAGUUUGGCGGUUUCUGGUAUUCGGAUCCCGACGAUCCUUACAAUGACAGCGCCCAACCAAACUCGUGGACACCUCCGCUGAACGCUAGCUUCGAUUACACGACGACUCGCAUCUUUGGCGUGAAUCUUGGUGGUCUCUUCGUAUUGGAACCUUUUAUCUCCCCUGCUCUAUUCCAGAGAUACCCUGGUGCCAGAGAUGAAUGGGAUCUCAGUGUAGCUAUGGCCGCAGAUACCGCGAACGGCGGUCUCGAUCAACUGGAGGAACAUUACAGGACAUUCAUCACGGAACAAGACAUCGCUGAGAUUGCGGGCGCCGGCUUGAACUGGGUCCGUCUCCCUGUUCCUUUCUGGGCGAUAGACAAGUGGCCUGGUGAGCCCUUCCUUGAGAGGACUUCCUGGAGAUAUAUCGUUCGAGUGCUGCAGUGGUGUCGAAAAUACGGUCUCCGUGUGAACCUCGAUCUUCACACUAUCCCUGGUUCACACAAUGCUUACAACCACGGCGGAAAACUGAAUGCGUUCAAUUUCCUCAACGGCGCGAUGGGCAUGGCAAACGCCCAGAGGGCUUUGUACUAUAUCCAGGUAUUCACCGAGUUCAUCAACCAGCCUGAAUGGCGAAACGUCGUACCGAUGUUCAGCAUCAUGAAUGAGCCUAUCAUUGGCACCAUCGGUGUUGAUCAAUUGCGUUCGUUCUACGUCGAAGCGCAUCGCAUUAUGCGCGAAAUUACUGGAUACGGAGAAGGCAAUGGACCAUACAUGGUCAUCCACGAUAGUUUCCGUGGUCCUGGUCCGUGGGCUGGCUUCAUGACUGGCGCUGAUCGAGUGGGAAUGGACGUUCACCCUUACUUCGCCUUCAAUGGUGAUUCCGACCCUCCGACUAUCGACGGUGGUGUUGGUCCUGGUGCAGGCAACGGUUGGCCUCUUCGCGCAUGUAAUCGAUUCAAUGCCAUGAUGAAUGACAGUCGAAGGGAUUUCGGUGUUACAGUCGCUGGGGAAUUCAGCAACGCCUGGCAAGAUUGCUCUCUCUUCCUUCGUGGAGUAGGUGGGAGGGCGGACUACGGUGGUGACUGCACCCCCUGGCUGGACUCUUCCGGUUGGUCGGAUGGUGUCAAGGCCGGCCUUUUGGCGUUUGCUUCUGCUCAAAUGGAUGGGCUUGGCGAUUGGUUCUUCUGGACAUGGAAGAUUGGCGAAUCAGAGCGCGGUAUUGUUGAAUCGCCCUUCUGGUCCUACCAGCUUGGUCUCCGAAAUGGAUGGAUGCCGACCGACCCUCGCACUGUAAUUGGUACUUGCCAGGCCCUUGGUGUCUAUACCCCAUGGGAUGGAACCUUCCAACCAUACAUGAUUGGAGGUCCUGGUGCAGGGGCACCUUCCGAUGCUUCCAGCUAUCCAUGGCCACCCACCGCGCUCGGUGAUGGCAAUGCUGUCGCAGCACUUCCCACUUAUGCUACCACCGGCAGUCCUGUCGUCCUGCCCGCACCCACUUUCACCGAUUCGCAAGGCAACGAGAUCCUUCCUAGCGGCACUCAGGCAAGCCACCCCGCGCCAACACCCAUCGCCGGAUGCACCUAUCCUGAUGGCUGGGACUCUGACGGUGUACCACCCCCUGCGCUUUGUGGAGUCUUUAGAGCCAUUGAGACCGCGCUCUCCCCUUUCGUAACUAUUGCCUCUAAACCGUGCUCAGUAAUAUCUAACAUGAUUUAUCAUGUUCUGUGCCAGAAGACUAGUUGUUCCCACACAGUCAGGCCUGAGGUGUCCUUUCAUGUUGCGUACAACUUGAAGGUCGCUUACACUCCUUCACUGGUUACGAUAGGCGCGUUCUUUGUCUCGCCGCAAGUGUCUCGUGGUAGCGCAAAAGGAACAGUGAAGCUCCGAAUCAAGCCAUACGUCCGGAAGCCGCUGAACUUGUACCUGCCCCACCAUCAGGGCCCACGUAGCAUCGCGUUCAGGAACCACUUUGAUAACGGAGACGUGUGCUAUAAUCUCUUCAACUUCUCUCAUCCCACAGAGGAGACGGUGUUUAUCGUUCAAACUGACAAGGUUGGAGAGAAACGAUCUCGUCACAGUGCCAUCAGCGAGGCCAGAGAUUUGAAAAUUAAGGGCUGCGGAAACAGCCACUUCUGGACCCCGAGGUCGUAUUCUACUUACCUGAUGCUCGAAUCACUGAUCAUCUGUGCCUGA
Molecule: messenger RNA, 2718 nt
Organism: Coprinopsis cinerea okayama7#130
Lineage: Eukaryota; Fungi; Basidiomycota; Agaricomycetes; Agaricales; Psathyrellaceae
Product: exo-beta-1,3-glucanase
Exons: 14
Coding region: 1-2718 (905 amino acids)
Biological process (GO): glucan catabolic process
Cellular component (GO): extracellular region; cell surface
Molecular function (GO): beta-glucosidase activity
Source: RefSeq, a predicted model, not a curated record